Molecule: messenger RNA, 2331 nt
Organism: Peronospora matthiolae
Lineage: Eukaryota; Oomycota; Peronosporomycetes; Peronosporales; Peronosporaceae
Source: the annotation of a GenBank genome assembly
AUGCCUGGGACGCCCCCACUCCUCCCUUUCGAAGUGUCUUCCGCGACCUACUUCCGUCCGGAAUGCAGCCAUCCUCAGCUGUUCCAGACUGAGUACAAGAGGAGUAAUCGCACGAAGGGUUUAAAAAUCCUCAGAUGCUUCCCGCACUGCUGCCCUGAGCACAUCGACCGCAGUUACUGCGGCACUUCUUUGAGUGUGCGCAUAGAGUUAUCGACCUGCCCAUCUGCUGCAUCGAAAGAGCCACCAAAGUGUGAGAACGUAGCCGUCUUUGCACGCUUCGAAGCUGUGAGCGACGUGAGCCUUCGACCCAGCGAGUGUGUCGAGGUCGACACGAUGGUGGCUGGGACGCAGUCCGAAGACAACUUGGAGGGUCAGUGGGUGGCUGGUACACGCGAUCGUCCGUCUGGACUAGUGACCACCCUUCGCGCUCCUGAGAUGCCAUCGGUCGACCAUAUCUCGCUCGUGUUCCACCUGAAUGGCAAACCGUUUUCACGCUGGUACUAUGACUGGGAGAGCGGUGCCAACAAGGCCCAGCGAUUGAUGAAACACGUCCUUAAGUCAUACAUCGUCGAGCAUUGUGCUGUUGAUGCGAACGACAAUUUCGUGAGCCUUACGAGUCAGCAAGCUUGCAAGCAACUGUAUCGAGUGCUUCACGUCGUGAAGUCACCAGAAUUCACCGUCAUUUCGUACCGUCGUGCACCUUCUGAUCCCUACCAGACAGCACUCUUGCCGUCACAUUCAAUGUCAGGGGAUGAUAUCCUAGCGUAUGAAGGCACACAACUUUCGUACGCUUCAGUGACUGUGAAGGUAGAGCCUUCGCUCACACGGGCAGAACAAGCAAUGCAAGAUCGGUCGUUGGAGCUUCCACAUGUACUUUCACCCUCGACGGAGGUACCUGGACGAAACAGUGAAGCCUUUGAUUUGGAGUACUCAAAUGUGGUCAUCAUGCCAGUGGCAAAAAAUCUUGCACUAGUGUACUCGUUCGCCCGUUGGUUGCCUGUGAGCGCGUACUGUCAGAUUUUUGACAAGUUUAUUGAAGUGGCCCAACACAGCGUUCAAGAAGCAUUUGUUGAAGCUACCGGGGAACUAUGCAAACUCGACAGCCUCAUACGGCUUCUAUAUGAACACGUCCAAAGUCAUAAAGAAGAUAUGCUGCGUUGGAUUCAGGAUUCGCAACAGUUUGAAACACUGUUAGUUGUGCUGGUGCAGACUAUGCAGUGGCUGAUUUCGAGAGAAACACGAACCUGGAUCCAGAAUUAUCUGCGUCAAAACGCCCAAUCUAUUCUAAACAAACGCACUUUGCGUGUAUGUUUCGCGAUCUUCAUUCAGAAACUGCAGGAUCGCUUAGACAAGGAAGUAUUUGCACACACAAAAUUGCGUAAUCUUGAAAAUGUUGCCGACGAAGUCAUCGCAGCAGUCUACUCGAACUCGUACUUCCGGUCUCAACGGCAUCAAGUGCGCCAGAUCCUGAGUGCACAAGAUGUAGUAGGCUGGGCCGCGUUCGUGGCACAGAUGCGGGAAAUGUACAUCAGCGUGUCAGCACCUGCUCGGGCACCACGCUCACUGGCGAAACGUAAAGAUCGUCGCAAAUGUGAUAGCUCGCACGGAUUACCGAAUUUCAUCGAGAUAAAUUGGAAUACCGAGUGGAUCCUGGAUGUGGAUGAGGUCUGUUGGCAGCCGAGCCAACAGGAUAUCAAGGCUGGCAAUGGUUGCUGUGGCAACAGUGAUACGUUCGCUAUACAUGGAAACAAUGACACCACCACCAACAAUGAUGAAGAUUUGCCGUCAGUAUUUACAAUCUUCCAGCUCAUUUCGCAGGUAUUGCGUCUGGAGGUAGUCUUGGACAUCCAAGCGAGCACGUUGCAUCUCCGAUCGACGCUGGGCGUAACAGGGCCACUUGAUUGCAUGCGCUUAGUUUUGGACGGUAAAGAACGUACAUUUUCGCAGUUCCCAAACGGUGUCGCAUCAGCUGUCAAUACAGGAGCAUAUGGAGACUACAUUGGCGAAAUGAGGGUUGAAGGAUCCAACCGACUCGUAACUUACCUGCAGUUGUUUACCUGGUCAUUGUCAGACAAUGACUCAUCUUACAAUGUUCGUAUGCGAAUCGAAUGUUGGCGCAGCUGUCGGCUCUGCAUUAGUGGCGACAUUUUAGCAACCAAUUUGCGUGGAACCCUUGCGGAUGCAGAAGUAGCAUUCUUCAGAGAAAUGCCGUUGUGGAGGAAGCAGGAGGCCGUGCAUAGAGCUCACGAAGCUAAUGGACUGAAACAGAAUUUAACCACAGGACCGUGGAAAGAGCUGGGGAAUUUCCGUUUGAGCUACAUGAAGCUUUAG